Messenger RNA from Tarenaya hassleriana, 2711 nucleotides. RefSeq names its product serine/threonine-protein kinase BLUS1-like. Gene Ontology annotation, molecular function: ATP binding; protein serine/threonine kinase activator activity; protein kinase activity. Gene Ontology annotation, biological process: protein phosphorylation. The record is from RefSeq and is a predicted model, not a curated record. Lineage: Eukaryota; Viridiplantae; Streptophyta; Magnoliopsida; Brassicales; Cleomaceae. The transcript has 21 exons. Bases 56 to 2203 code for a protein of 715 amino acids.
UUAAAAGAAAGAAAGAAGUAUUGAAGAAAACAACAAAAGAGUUUAAUCAGUUUCAAUGGUGUCUCGACUUUUUCCGAAGUUGAAGGCGGUUUUCGGUUCGCGGCUCAGGAAGAUGUCGAGCCGUGGCGGUAGUAAGCACAGGGCUUACUCCGCAAACCCUAAGGACUACAAGCUCAUGGAAGAAGUCGGAUUUGGCGCCAGUGCUGUCGUCUACCGAGCGAUCUAUCUCCCCACUAACGAAGUCGUCGCUGUCAAAUGCUUGGAUCUCGACCGCUGCAACAGCAAUCUGGAUGAUAUAAGGAGGGAGGCCCAGACGUUGAGCCUGAUAGACCAUCCGAAUGUUAUAAAGUCGUUUUGUUCAUUUGUCGUCGAGCGUAAUCUCUGGGUUGUCAUGCCAUUCAUGGCACAAGGUUCUUGCUUGCACCUUAUGAAGGCAGCAUAUCCAGACGGAUUUGAAGAGUUUGCGAUUUGCUCUAUUCUGAAGGAGACUCUUAAAGCUCUUGAUUAUCUUCAUAAGCAAGGGCAUAUCCACCGGGAUGUUAAGGCUGGAAACAUACUUCUUGAUGAUAAUGGAGAGGUCAAGCUUGCUGAUUUUGGUGUCUCUGCAUGCCUGUUUGACAAUGGUGAUAGACAGCGGGCAAGAAACACUUUUGUCGGUACUCCAUGCUGGAUGGCACCAGAAGUCUUGCAGCCAGGAAGUGGAUACAAUUCCAAGGCCGAUAUCUGGUCAUUUGGUAUAACGGCACUGGAGUUGGCCCAUGGGCAUGCGCCCUUCUCAAAAUAUCCUCCCAUGAAGGUACUCUUAAUGACUAUUCAGAGUGCACCUCCUGGCCUUGAUUAUGACCGUGAUAAGAAGUUUUCUAAGUCCUUUAAAGAAAUGGUUGCAAUGUGUCUGGUGAAAGAUCAAACAAAAAGACCAACAGCUGAAAAAUUGUUGAAACACUCGUGUUUCAAACACGCGAAGCCUCCUGAGCUUUCUCUUAAAGGAUUAUUUGCUGAUUUACCCCCACUUUGGAUUCGCGUAAAAGCUCUUCAGGACAAGGAUGCUCAACAGCUGGCUUUGAAGAGAUUGGCCUCUGCUGAUCAGGAGGCUAUAUCACAGAGUGAAUACCAGAGAGGAGUCAGUGCUUGGAAUUUUGAUGUCGAGGACUUGAAAGCUCAAGCUUCUCUACUGGAUGAUGAUGAUGACAAUAUAGCUGAGGGGAAAGCAGAAGAAGAACAGCUUUUCCGGGAACAAUUUCAUAACAAGGUGAAUGGCAGAGGGCAAGAUUGCGGCCAUCAAUUACUAUCUAAGAAUAUGAAUAGAACGGAAAAGGCUUCAGAUAUUGAGGUGGCAGUAGAACCCAUACGGGAAGAGAAAACUGAACCGAAGAACAAUUCCAUAGAACAAAUGGCAUCAAGUUCAGAGCCUGACGGACCGGAGGCAAAGGCUAAACCAGUGAGAUGCCAAAGUCAGAGUGGACCACUUACCCCUGGGAUUGUCUUAAGCCAUUCAGCUUCUGAGAAAGGUCGUGCCUAUGAAAGACCCGAGAGUGAACGCCAGACGACAACAUCAGUCCGGAGGGCACCCAGCUUUAGUGGUCCUCUGAUGCUUCCAAACCGUGCUUCAGCAAACAGUUUAUCAGCUCCGAUUAAAUCUUCAGGAGGAUUCCGGGAUUCCCUUGAUGAGAAGUCAAAGAAUAGUCUAGUUCAAAUCAAAGGACGAUUCUCAGUAACAUCAGAAAACUUAGAUCCUGCAAAGAUAAUGCCUAUGAGAAAAUCUGCUAGUGUUGGUGACCGAAUACUUGAGUCUAAAUCGUUAACGAGCCAAUCCGUCAAGGAGUCAAAUAAUAUUCCUGUGUUUCAUUCAUUCCUCAUGCCUCAACUUCAGAAUCUUUUCCAGCAUACCUCGGUUCAACAGGAUCUUAUCAUGAAUCUACUGAACAGCUUACAGCCUGCCGAGGCAACAGACGGUUCACAAAACGGAAAGUUGCCACCUUUGCCUCGAGGCUCAGAAAGCAAUGGUGUUGUCGAACCCAUGGUUUCUGAGAGGGAGAGGUUACUACUUAUGAAGAUAUCUGAGCUCCAGGCCAGGCUGAACGAUUUGACGGAAGAGCUAGACGCGGAAAAAUCAAAAUACUCCCAACUGCAAGAGCGGAUAAAAGCAGCUGCCACUGGCGAAGAACACACAGAAGCAGAAGAGAGGGCAAAACCCGAACGCUGAGGCGUUAAAGAAAAGAGAGGGAGAUCUCUUUUGUACAUCGAAGCCGGAGACUUGUGCGUAUUGAUCAAAGCAGGGGGAGGAGGCAAGAGCCGUACAUAUUAUUAUUAUUCUCAGUUGGGUUUUUUCUUUGGGAGACAGAAGAAUGAACCAACCAAACCGACGCGCUGAUGUCUGCUUCCGACAAACCCACACAGUCCGAAGAGUUGAGGGAUCCAUAAUAAAAGGGGAAAGGAAGCCUACUGGAGGGGCGCAACCUGGAAAUUGUAUUUGUUUAUUUAAUUUGAAUGAAAAUUUCACGUUUUUGAAAUAAAUUUAUUGUGAUAUAUAUAUAUAUAUUAAGUGGUGAACCAAUGGGUCAUUGUAGGAUUCAGAGGAAGGAGAGAGAGGGGGGCGGAGAGGCUUAUUUAGAAUCCUUUCUGAAUGUAAAUGUUGUGUUUGCUUUGUUUUGUUGUAUCCAUCAAUCUUUCCACUUCUCCUUUUGAAUGCAUCAACUAUUGUAUCAUUAUUA